CUCUGUUCUCAAAGAAAAAAUUAUCAACAAACAUUUUGUUUACAUUCAUUCAUUCGUCGAUUUCUUGUCGAACAUAGUAAAAUAAUUGACAAAUUUAUAAUAAUUAUUAAAGUAGUAAUUAUUACUACUUAAAACAACAACUUUUCCGCCGAAAUGAGUUCAUCCCCGUACUCCGAUGAAGACAGAAAAGUAGAUUUCAACCCACUGCUGCUGGCGAGCGGAAACCGAAAGAGUGCAUUCCUCCCGUACAAACCUACGAAUACGGUUCUCACCAAUUUGCAGCGCGGGAACACCGAGGCCAGCAUUCCCAGCGAAAUAUGUCUGAACUUUCAUGAGAAAACCGGCCAAGGGGAGAUUACCGAGGAGCAGGUCCGAGCAGAGAAAUCCGUUGACCUGCCGGAUUCCAACCAGUACACGCCCUUGCAUUGGGCCUGCUACUAUGGCCAGCUUUCGUCGGCCCAAAUACUGAUCAACUGCGGAGCGGAUGUAAAUCGACAGGCCAUCGAUAUGGUCACACCACUGGUGUUGGCCGCGGCAGGAGGACAUCACGAGAUCGUUAGACUGUUGCUUCAGAAGGGUGCCACGGUGAACCACAUGGACGUGAUAGGGAAUACGGCGCUGAUGUACGCUGCCGCAGGGAAUCAUCCUCACACGUGCAAUGAGUUGCUGAACAAAGGGGCCAAUUUUACCGACACCAAUGAGGAUGGGGAAACGGCCUACAGCUUGGCCGUAAAGCAACAGGCUAAUCUUUCGCAAGCCGUAUUGGAGAAUUAUAUAUCGACUUUAUUGAUGUCUUAGACCGAAACUUGUGGCGGGCAAAAUUUGCCGGAUUAUUUUUACCGAAUGGGAUUGUGUGAUAAUUUGUACCUGGGUGUUUGUAAAAAAUCGUUUAUAAAAAUCGUUUCAUGUUA
Aedes aegypti (yellow fever mosquito) is the source of this 911-nucleotide messenger RNA. Its product is annotated as DNA-binding protein RFXANK. Lineage: Eukaryota; Metazoa; Arthropoda; Insecta; Diptera; Culicidae. Bases 154 to 798 code for a protein of 214 amino acids. Gene Ontology annotation, molecular function: protein binding. The transcript has 3 exons. The record is from RefSeq and is a predicted model, not a curated record.